AUGUCAAGCUUAACCAAGAUUGGUAAAGGAUUCGCAAUUUCCGUGCCACCAGGUGUUGCAGGCGACCUGCUGUGCCGUCUACUGCUGUCCAAGUUCCCCCUCUGGACCAGCUUCAUCGCCUCGGUGCUCACUCUGACCUGCGUCACCUUAGAGAGGUACUCAAGCAUCGUGCACCCCUUCCGCUACGAGGCGCUCUUCACCCCCCGGAAAGCCAUCGGCAUGAUGAAUAGUUAUUUCUUCUACAUAUUUUACAGCGACAGCGGCCGAUGCAUCAUCCAGUGGCAGAGCACGUCCUGGCGAACCUUUGUGGGCGUGGCCAACUUCUCGGUCAUUUACAUCUUCCCGCUGAGACUGAUGGGCUUCUCCUAUUGGCGGAUCAUGCGUAAUUUGCAUAAAAGCGCCAUGAAUAUGCGCCAAUCAACGUCGUCGAAUGGUACGGAUAACCAGCUGUCAAGGGAUCUCCUCACCGCGCGCAAGAAAGUCGUCAAGAUGCUGCUCACGGUCGUGGUGACUUUCGCCGUCUGCUGGGCCCCAAACCAGUUCAUGUUCUUCGCCUACAUGUGCGGCUGGAACCUGGACUUCUCUGCCUGGUAUUAUCACGCCAGCGUACUGCUUGCGUUCUGUAACUCGUGCAUGAACCCGAUCAUUUAUGGAUUUAAGAGCAAGCAAUAUCGUGGAGCGCUCAAGAAGGCGCUUGGCUGUAGAAACAAAGUCGGGGUUCGUGCAGAUAUAGUAUGUAGCAUAACAACCUUUGGUGGUACCGCAGAGAUAAGAGGCUGUCCGGAAGACCAACGGAGGACUACAUCAGGCCCAGGUGAAACAAUAAAUAAUCAUUUGUGGUUGACAAACCACAUGGAGCUUGGUUCGCCUGAAUGAUACACCAUAAAGAAGCAGAGCUAGCGCAAAAGACCACAUUGGAAAAACUGAAGUGUUUUUAUUU
Molecule: messenger RNA, 940 nt
Organism: Patiria miniata (bat star)
Lineage: Eukaryota; Metazoa; Echinodermata; Asteroidea; Valvatida; Asterinidae
Product: galanin receptor 2a-like
Exons: 3
Coding region: 1-876 (291 amino acids)
Biological process (GO): G protein-coupled receptor signaling pathway
Cellular component (GO): membrane
Molecular function (GO): G protein-coupled receptor activity
Source: RefSeq, a predicted model, not a curated record